Gastrolobium bilobum is the source of this 1432-nucleotide messenger RNA. RefSeq names its product protein ALP1-like. Bases 26 to 1210 code for a protein of 394 amino acids. The transcript is spliced from 2 exons. Lineage: Eukaryota; Viridiplantae; Streptophyta; Magnoliopsida; Fabales; Fabaceae. The record is from RefSeq and is a predicted model, not a curated record.
UUCGAUUAACUUGUUGUGGCUUGUGAUGGGUCCUGUGAGAGGAUUGAAAAAGAGAAGAAAGCCAGAGAAGAAGCAUGACAAAAAUGGUUCUUCUGCUUCUGGGUCACCCGACAAAGAAGGGUCUGAAGAUUGGUGGGAUGAGUUGUCAAAUAGGAUGAAUGGUCUUCAGCAGUCUGCAUCGAAGUGUUUGGGUAGCUUCGAAUCAUUUUUCAAGAUCUCCAGAAGGACGUUUGAGUACAUAUGUUCACUUGUCAAGGAUGAUAUGAUGACAAAAUCUGCACAUUUCGUGUUCACUAGUGGCAAGCCAAUGUCUUUAUUUGAUCAAGUAGCUGUGGCACUGAGAAGACUGGGAUCUGGUGACUCACUAGUCGCAAUUGGUGAUUCAUUUGGGCUAAACCACUCAACUGUUUCACAAGUCACUUGGAGAUUUGUGGAAUCCAUGGAAGAAAGGGGGCUUCAUCACCUUCAAUGGCCUUCAACAGAAGUGGAAAUGAAUGCAAUCAAAACCAAAUUUGAGAAAAUACGAGGCCUCCCCAAUUGCUGUGGUGUAAUUGAUGCUACUCACAUCACAAUGUGUUUACCUGCAUCAGAACCUUCAUGUAAUGUGUGGCUUGAUCAUAAGAAAAAUCAUAGCAUGGUCUUGCAAGCAAUAGUGGAUCCUAACAUGAGGUUCAGGGACAUAGUCACUGGCUGGCCAGGUAAAAUGGAGGACUGGUUGAUAUUCGAGAGUUCAAACUUCAAAAAACUUUGUGACAAAGGGGAGAGAUUGAAUGGAAAGAGAUUAGAGCUCUCUGAAGGAUCAGAAAUAAGGGAAUAUAUAAUUGGUGAUUCAGGCUAUCCUUUUCUACCUUACCUUGUUGUUCCUUUUGAAGGGAAAGCUCUCCCAGAAUCAAAAGCACAGUUUAACAGGCUGCAUUUGGCAACAAGGAUGGUGGCACAAAGAGCACUGGCAAGGUUAAAGGAGAUGUGGAAAAUCAUUCAAGGAAUGAUGUGGAGGCCUGACAAACACCGUCUUCCAAGGAUUAUUCUUGUUUGCUGCAUACUUCACAACAUUGUUAUUGACAUGCAAGAUGAAAUGCAGGAUGAACUUUCUUUGUCUCAUGAUCAUGACUCAGGUUACCAACAACUGAUUUGUGGAGCUGUAGACGACAAGGGAGUGGCACUAAGAGAAAGUUUGUCUCUCUACUUGACUCGAAGGUUGCCUCCAUGAUUUUGUUUGUCCAUUACUAGCUUUUGGUUGCUCAGUAUAUUAUCUGGAAUCAUGAAAGUUUCUGGGAAAACAUCUCGUAUGAUAUAGUUGUCCCUCUCUUUGAUUUCUAGACUGUAAAUAAUUUGGAUGGUGCAUGGCAGGGUGAACAUUGCAGGUUUACCAAAUUAUGGUUGAAGAUAAGGUUAUUGGUAAACUCACAUCAGCAUUGAGCAUAAAUUUAUC